UGUCACUCGGUGAGGGAGUGGCUCCGCCGCCUGCCCACAUGUCUUUAAUUUGUUUAUAGCGCGUGGAGGCUCCAGGUGAUUCGACACUGACCUGCCCGCCGGCCGCCGCAUCUCGUCCCGGAUCAGUUUGUUCCUGUCAGCUGAGGUGGAAUAACUCGGAGCCCAGAGAUCCUCAGACCAGACCUGACAAAGUCCUGGUCGCCCGCUGCAGCCCACACUGUGAUGUGACCAGUUGCUUCGUCCUACUUCCCUCUUUUUCUCCACAUCGGUGAAGCUCACUCAGAGAUGACAGCCAUCUUUGCUGCAGCCCUUCAGGCAGCAGGAGGAGUCAGGACCAGAGGAGUGCAGUCUCUCCAGAUGCUGAUGUUGUGUCUCCUCCCACUGCUGUGGCUGCAGCCUGCAGACUCCAACACCGCUCCAGAUGCCAAAGCCUGGAGCCAAACCGGGCCACGGCUGCAGCUCUCCCACUCAGACCUGAGGAACAGCUCGGCCGUCUUCUGGAAGGGGGGCAUCAGCAGUGGAUACCAGGCCCUCCUGCUGGACGAGGAUCAAGGCUGGCUGUUGGUCGGCGGUAAAGACCACAUCUACCUGCUGAGGCCCGACAGCGUGGAUCUGCCCACGCGUGCGGUCUACUGGCCUGCUGCCAGAGAACACGUGGAGCACUGCAGACUGGCAGGGAAAAGUGUGGAGACGGAGUGUGCUAACUUUGUGCGGCUGCUGCAGCCCUUCAAUAAGACCCAUGUUUACGCCUGUGGCACUGGUGCCUUCCAUCCACAGUGUACAUACCUGCACCUCGGACACAGCACUGAGGGGCCGUUGUUCGUGUUGUCUCCCCACGUGGAGUCCGGCAGAGGAAAAUGUCCCUUCAGUCCCAGAGAGCCCUUCACUGCUAGACUGACUGAUGGUGAACUUUAUGCAGGUACCUCAGUGGACUUCAUGGGAGCAAACGCUGCCAUCUUCCGUACCACAGUCCAGGGCAGCAGUCAGCAUUACAUCCGCACUGAGGCCUACGACCAAAACUGGCUCAACGAGCCGGAGUUUGUGGGCUCCUUCUCCAUCCCUGACACUCACAGUCCGGACGACGACAAGGUUUACUUCUUCUUCAAGGAGAGGGCGGUGGAGGCUGGACAGUGGGACAGGAGGGUGUACAGUCGUGUGGCUCGAGUCUGCAAGAAUGACGUAGGGGGGAAGAGGAGUCUGAUCAAUCGCUGGACCACCUUCCUCAAAGCCAGACUGGUCUGUUCUGUUCCCGGACCGUCCGGAGUCGACACACAGUUUGAUGAGCUAGAGGACAUCUUUGUUCUGGAGACCAAGGACCCACAAAAUCCCACCAUCUACGGCGUCUUCAGCACGUCCAGCUCCAUCUUUCAUGGUUCAGCAGUGUGUGUCUACUCCAUGGCGUCCAUCCGUGCAGCUUUCAACGGACCGUUUGCCCAUAAAGAAGGUCCUGACUAUCGCUGGGUGGAGUACAAAGGCCGCAUCCCAUAUCCAAGACCUGGGACUUGUCCCAGUGAGACCUACGAUGCUCUCCACAAGUCCACCAAGGAUUUCCCAGACGAGGUGGUGAGCUUCAUGCGGCAGCAUCAGCUGAUGUGGGAGCCGGUCCUGCCUCUGGGCGGCAGACCCAUAUUGACCCAGGUCACCGCUCCCUACAUGUUAAAGAGGGUGGUAGUGGACAGAGUGGAUGCUGAGGAUGGACCUUACGACGUCUUACACCUGGGCACAGAUGAUGGGAAGGUGGUGAAGGCAGUGUCUGUCGUCAAAGACAACGGGGACACAGAGGAGAUCAUUCUAGAGGAACUGACUGUCUUCCAGAGUCCCUCUCCCAUCCUGAGCAUGGAGCUGUCGACCAAGAGACAACAGCUGUAUGUGUCCAGCGAGCUCGGCGUGGCCCAGCUGGGGCUCCAGAGGUGUGAGUUAUACGGGAGCGACUGUGCUGAGUGCUGCCUGGCCAGAGACCCCUACUGCUCCUGGGACGGACAGACCUGCUCCAGAUACUUCCCCACCAGCAAGAGGCGGGCACGGAGGCAGGAUGUAAAGUAUGGAGACCCCUGGAGUCAGUGCCCAGUCACAGAGGACGAUUCUGACUCUGUGGAGGUGAAGCUGGUGUACGCUGUCGAAGGAAACUCCACCUUCCUGGAGUGUGUUCCUCGGUCGCCUCAGGCCGAGCUCAGGUGGACGAUGCAGCAGCACACAGACAGCCAGCAGCAAACCCUCAGUCAGAUAUAUAAAAGCAGAGAGCUCCCUCAGAGCGAUGACGACCGCUCCCUCAACAUGAAGAGGGGGUUGCUGGUUCAACGCCUGGAGCUGGCUGACGCAGGCCUCUACACCUGCACCAGCCACGAGCACUCCUACAGCCAGGUCCUGGCCCGAUACCGAGUUCACAUCAUCCCCAACCACAGCCUCCACCCAGCCCGCCACCUGCAGAACCACAGUCCAAACCACGGGAGGACCGGGCCGGCCGGGGUAGUGGUCACUGGGUUUCUGGGGCAGUCAGGGCCCCCUCAUCCACCUCCUUCCCUGCCGGGACACAGGAACUCGUGGCUGCUCCAGCAUCCUCAGCAGCUCCCUCUGAAGAGCUACAAAGACCUGACCAUGGUGGGGACCAACAGUCUGAGCGUGGACGAGUACUGUGAGCAGCUGUGGUACCGCGAGAAACGCCGGCAGCAGAAACUGCGCACGCUGAAGCUGAAACAGGAGAGCAGGAAAGCCCGGGUGAGGAGGAACAACCCUCCUGAGGUUCCCCUCUAGUCACCUGGAGAACACAGACUGAUAAUGGACAACAGAACCUGUAUAUGCAGAGAGCAAGCAAAGGUUCAGUCAAGAAAGUUUGCUUUUUGAGCAAAUAAUGCCGAUCAGUAGAGUGACACCAACUAUAUUUGCCAUUAAAGACUGACAGUAAUAUUCUUUUUUCUGAAUAUUUUUACAUUUAGACCCUACAAAAAUGGAAAGAGCAAUGUAGAGAAAAAGUUAUUCCUAAUAUUAGCAGUGUUCAGUUUUGUAUAAUCUGGUCAUUUCGACAUAAACAGAGACACAGUUAAAACUGAAGAGAAGCAUCUGAUCACAUUCUGUUUUCAGACGUCUAGAUAAACAUUUUGUUCUUUGCUAAAACAUCGUGCAGGAUGAUUAUCUGGCUGAUAAUUCCAAAAACAAACAAACUGAGUUUAAAGGCCCUGGAAACCUGUUUUCUUGAUUUGCUUCCUUGCUGUGUAUGAUUAUUCUACACAGUUUUUAGUGUUUUUCUCUGAGCUCCUCUCACUGUUUGGAGGUGGAUGUGGCUCAAUUGAGGAAAAGUGAUGUAAUGCAGAUUUCAAAAAUAUAAUUGCUGUUGAUAAAUAGUUACUGAGGAUGUUUUUUCCCCCAAACUUCACUGACAGUUGCUUAUUUAGUCUUGACUAUUGAAUAUUUUAGAGAAAUAUUUAAGAUUUGAAACCAAGUUUUCAGGGUUUUUAAAGUUACUACUUGUAGUGUUAGAGAGACUAGUGACCUAAACUAAUUUACUCUUACUUUAAUGCUAUGGAUUUACCAAUAUUUACACCACAGCAUCUAUUCAGACUGACUCUAUACAACCAGCUCUGCAGGACAUCAAUGGCACCGAAUAGCUGACAUGAAAUUUGUAGCAAAGCUGCAAAUUCUUCAUACAGGACAGACGUACAGGUGAAAAUGUAUCAGGAUCUCUCGCACAAUGCAGACAGACAUUUAUAUUUAUAUAUAGAUAUAUACACAUGUUGUAUAUAUAAAUAUAAAUGUGUAAAACAGUAUAAAUUAAUGACAAGUGUUAACCCAGUUUACUGCUACACAUUUAACUGUUGUUUAACAAAAACAUAUAAUGUUUUCUACAUGUAUUUAUGUUUGUUCUGAGAUGUAAUGCUGAUCUACACUGAUAAGAUCUAGGCUUCAUACACAACGCCUCAGUGGAAACGCACACAUGAAAUGGACCUUGCUUGAAAAUACAUUAUGUAUAGCUUAUUAAAACUGCCAUUUAACUAAUAAUUACUAUUCACUACAAUGUAUAUUAAAGAACUCUAUUUUUGAUAGUUUUCUUUCUUCAUGUACUAGAAUUUAGUACAUGUUCUCUGUGUUUAUGUAAACUUGUGUAAAGCAUAAGCAAAAUGAAAACUUGUUUUCAUGUCACAACUCCAAUAAGCUUUGAGAUCAAGAACUGAGUAAUGAAGCUGUGUAAUACUGUAUGUGAAUAAGCCACCGAAUAAUAACUUACAUGUAAAAUAAAACAAAUAAAAACA
This is a messenger RNA of Lates calcarifer (barramundi perch), 4244 nucleotides long. RefSeq names its product semaphorin-3D. Gene Ontology annotation, biological process: semaphorin-plexin signaling pathway; negative regulation of axon extension involved in axon guidance; negative chemotaxis. Gene Ontology annotation, molecular function: semaphorin receptor binding; chemorepellent activity. The record is from RefSeq and is a predicted model, not a curated record. NCBI's taxonomy places the organism in Eukaryota, Metazoa, Chordata, Actinopteri, Centropomidae.